GAUGUUCGACGGCGGUAUCCACUCACAAAUAGAGAAUCACUUGAUUCCUUUAUCUGGAUGAGAUAUUGAUAAGUUCUAAGAUAUAAUGUAGUAGUUGAUGUUUAGUUGAGAAUUAGGAAGUGUUAUGUGUGCAUAUUGUGAAGAUGGAGAAGAAAUCUGGAUGGAUAACGCCUUUUAAAAAGCAGUGCUUCGUGACCCUGGGAGCAUGCUUGAACAUGGCGAGCCACGGCCUGACGGUGGGCUUCGCGGCCAUCUUGCUGCCGCAGCUGAGGAGACCAGAUUCCAUCAUACCCAUUGACGCUUCGUCAGGGUCCUGGAUAGCCUCAAUAUUGGGAUUCGCGUUGGUCGCCGGCAACUUCAUCUGUCCGACUGUGAUGGCCAACUACGGCCGAAGAACCGCCAACAUCGUCUCUAUAGCUCCCAUGCUCGCCGGCUGGUUCUGUAUACUCUUCGCCACCAACCUCCCCACCCUUCUCGCCGCGAGAUUGCUCCAAGGCAUCUCCAUGGGCAUGAGCGCCUCCCUCGGACCGGUCAUCAUCGGAGAAUACACCAGCCCAAAAAACAGAGGACCUUUCUUAGCAUCCAUCUCUGUUACAAUCGCUACAGGAGUCCUGAUUGUACACGCCAUGGGGUCCUUUAUCAGUUGGCAAAAAACAGCCCUCGUGUGCGCUGUUAUAGGAUUCAUAGACUUACUUAUAGUCAUUUAUUCUCCUGAGACACCCAGCUGGCUGGCAGAUCAAGGGAGAUAUGACGAAAGCAGAAAGAUAUUCAGAUGGCUUAGGGGCGACAGCGAAGAAGACGAACUACAGAGGAUGAUAGAUACUAGCGUAAUUAUUAGAGAAUCUAAAGCCGAAGUGAGUUCAUCAGAAACCUUCUUCCAAAAAUUAAGAAGGAAUGUAGUGUAUUUUAGAAUAACUAUUAGAAAAAGGGAGUUCUAUAAGCCUAUUUUCAUAAUGAUGCAUAUAUAUACUUUGGGCAUGUGGUCAGGCGCUAAUCUCAUGGCGGCAUAUACUGUGGAUAUUUUUGAGAACGUUGUCGGUAAAGGAUCGAACAUUCCUUUAUUAGUGAUCACAAUGGGUGUGCAAAGAAUUAUCUCAAACAUGUGUGCUGUUUUUGUAAUUAAGAAAGUGAAGAGACGGACGAUGUUAGUAGCCACUGUUGCGAUUAACGUGUUUGCUUAUUUAUCGAUCGCAGCAUAUUCUUACGGAAAGCAGCAUGGAAUGCUGCCUUUCGACCAUCCCAUGAUAGGCAUUGUCUUGAUUAACAUCCAUAUAUUCUCGAUAGCUACAGGAACAGUGCCGCUUCCUUUUAUAAUCGCUGGAGAAUUAUUCCCUCUAGAAUUUAGAAGUUUAGCCGGAGGCAUAAGUGUCUUGUUCCUGUCUGCAAACUUGUUUCUAUCCAUAAAGACUGCGCCACUUCUCUUCUUGAAAAUCGGUAUUCAUGGUGCGUAUGUUAUUUACGCAUGUAUAGUGACGUACUGUUUGGUGGUAGCCUGGUUCUUUCUUCCAGAGACCAAGGAUAGGACUCUUCAGGACAUAGAGGACGAGUUCCGAGGUAGACCACUAUCUGCCGAGGAAGUGAAAUCGGUGCAGUCUUUGCAUUCCCUGAUGAUGUACAAAACUGACCGCCGCUGCAGCCAACCUGUGAUAUAAUUUUAGUUUUACUUCAAGUAUUCAUUGUGCUAGUUAUAAGUAACUUAUUUUAGGGUAAUAGAAAGUCUGGAAACUCAUAUCCAAUAG
Molecule: messenger RNA, 1739 nt
Organism: Cydia amplana
Lineage: Eukaryota; Metazoa; Arthropoda; Insecta; Lepidoptera; Tortricidae
Product: facilitated trehalose transporter Tret1-2 homolog
Exons: 3
Coding region: 144-1652 (502 amino acids)
Biological process (GO): transmembrane transport
Cellular component (GO): membrane
Molecular function (GO): transmembrane transporter activity
Source: RefSeq, a predicted model, not a curated record